AUGUUGAAUAACUUGAUUACUGUUGGUGCAUUAUUUGCCGUUUUUGCUAACGCUUCUUUGAUUCACAAUCAACCAAGAGAUGGUGUCAUUACAUUAGAUUUGGUAUUGCCAACUAAUGAGGAUUUAGAAAAAAGGCAAAUAGGUGAGACUGAUUAUUUCCUCAAAGGCACAAAUUGGCCUAAAGCUGUUGUUCAAGUAGGUUCAAAUAAAGACUCGGUAUUAUUGGUUGUAGACACUGGUAGCUGGUUAGUUCAAGUACCAGAUAUUAGUUCUAAUUGUUCUGCUUGCUUACUUCCAAAUGGUGAAGUUGGAUUAUUUAACUCAAACAAAUCUACUACUAUUGAAAGAACUGGAAAGCCUUUUAAAUCAAAGUUUGACCAGAACGCUUAUUAUUAUGGUGAGGCUGUUAUUGAUGACAUUUGGCUUGGUUCAAAUUUUAAAAUUCCAAAAGUUUUGUUCAACGAUGUUAGUGAUAUUGGAAAAGGAUGGCCAUAUGGUUUAUUAGGACUCGCUAAACCUCCUAAAGGCUCGGAGAAUGAAAAUGUUGUUUUGUCAGCAUACAAGGCGGGUUUAAUUUCAAAGCCUAUUGCUUCAUUACAUUCCAGAAACUCUAGUGGUACAAGUUUACAAUUAUUUUUGGGAGGUUAUAGUAAAGCGCAAACAAUCGAACCUUUCAGUUGGCAUUCAAUUAGAGAUAGUAAUAUACACGCGUAUAUUGAUUCAUUUAGUAUCAAUGGCAAAAACAUUCCUGUGAAUAGUAACGCAACUUUUGAUACAGGAAAUUCACGCAUUUUUGUGCACAAGGACGUUUAUUCUGGGAUUUUGAACGCUUUACCAGAUGAUCCAAACAACGCUAAAGGAAGUAAUAAAAUUGAUUAUUCUUUAAUCAAAGAUAAAACAUUUACAUUGACUUUGUUUGGUAAGAACUACACAAUUCCAUUAAUAGCUUUCAUUGAACCAGAUUGUCAGGAUCAACAUUGUGGAUUGAUGGUUUUUUCCACAGCUGCAUAUAAUAUUGGAUCAGCACUUUUACGUUUCUUAAAUUUAGCUAUUGAUUAUGAAGUUGGAAAUGAAAAAAUCGGUUUGGCUCAGUGGAAAGCAUCAAACACUAAUAAUGUUGUUUCGUUUUAG
Lodderomyces jiufengensis is the source of this 1131-nucleotide messenger RNA. RefSeq names its product pepsin-like aspartic protease. The record is from RefSeq and is a predicted model, not a curated record. Gene Ontology annotation, biological process: proteolysis. Gene Ontology annotation, molecular function: aspartic-type endopeptidase activity. The coding region runs from base 1 to 1131 and encodes 376 amino acids. The transcript has a single exon. Lineage: Eukaryota; Fungi; Ascomycota; Pichiomycetes; Serinales; Debaryomycetaceae.